CGUUACAACACGACUCCGUUAGUCUGUCGCAACAGCUAAACUCACGAGAUAAUCAGGUCGAGAUACAGGCAAAACUCAAGUGACUGCAAUCCGUGCGUGGGUAAAGUGAGAGUCUAGGGAAGAGUUUUGCGCUGCGUCAUUUCCUUCAUCGCGACACGGCUCCUUCACUUGUAAAGCCAUCAGCCCUCAUCGAUUUCCAUCAAAGUCGCAAGUGCAACGAGGCACACAACGCCUGAUCUUCUUGCCCGCUAUUCCGAGGUUGCCAUUAUCCGCGUCCUGGCUGCGCGCGGCACACCUCGACACGAACAUCGCCACACGCGUCGAUACGGCUAGCCAUACGGCGUACCUGGCAUCUCAACAUGGCCAUCGCAGAGGAUGCGGCAACAGUGCUCGAACAGUUCAUACAUGAUGUUGCAAACCUUCCAGCAGAGAUUACGCAUCUAUACGAAGAAGUGCAGGCCAAAGACAAUCAGAUCCAGGAACUGCGCUCUGGCAUACAACAGCGCGAUGGUAGUAUACAGAAGUUCAUCAAACUGAAUGGCAGCCUCGUUGAGAAUCCAAAAGAGGCAGGGUAUUCGAAAACCAUCAUGGCAAACUACGAGAAGGCUCAAAUUCUGCAAGAGGAGAAGAUAGGGCUUGUCGACAAGGCUGCCGCGCUGCUCGACCGUCACGUAAAGCGACUCGAUAUCAAAUUGCGAGACCUACAAAACGAUGGCUCAAUACCUACUGACCCGGAGAUGCCUUCGCUUUUGAGAAACUCUCCAGGAAACUUGGUGCCACCAGCGUCGCAGUCGAAUACAGGAUCCAACACACCGCUGCUCCCUGUGUCUGGCAACGGCGGUGGUGCUCCAAACCUUGCCCAGGCCGCUGCCAUCGCACGACUUACUAAUGCGACGAAUGUGGGGUUAAACUCGAGGAUGAAUCCAUCGCUGCAGAGCAUGCAAACACAGGCGCUGUUGAACCAGCAACGACUCACAAACCAGCAGAGUGCCAUACAGGCGAACGCGCGACAGGAGCGUGAACUCUCGGCAGGAAGCGACAGCAAGCGUCGCCGACCGACAGGAAGCAUUGGCCCUCUCCCUGCAGCAUCUUCAAACCUGGGCCGGCAAGGGUCUAUAGGGCCCGGGACCCCAAAACCGUCCACACCUGGAUCGCGCGCAGGCAGCGUAGGACCCCGGCCGCAGAAGAACGCACUCACAGUAAAAAAGGCGAAACCACAGCAACCGCUGCGCAAGGCGGCCCUUACCGCCAAGUCUGGGGUCAACAAGAAACGCCGCAAGGGUGGGUCACGAGCAUCGCCAUCGACGACGGCGGACGAUGAGAGCGUGGCAAGUGAAGCGGGCACCGAAGACGAGGACAUGUCAGGCAUGGGAGGCGGCGAUGCUGAGGAGGACGAGUCGGAUGACACCAAGUACUGCACAUGCCAGCGCGUUAGCUUCGGCGAUAUGGUGGCCUGCGAUAACGACAACUGUCGGUAUCAGUGGUUCCACUGGGAAUGUGUGGGCAUCAAGGAAGAGCCAUUGGGAGAUUGGCUCUGUCCUGAAUGCAGAAACCAAGCGCCUUCGAAGAUCAAGAGAGCACGUUAGGGACGGUUCGGAGUAGAUCGAGGGUCGGCGGUUGACACGUGACUGCAGAUGCGCACGUGCUGUAGCUUGGCAAGGGUGCACUUGCUCUAUAGCGAGCGGGAGAGGCGUCGACUGGGAACAGCCACCAGCGAGACGCGUGGCAUCAUAUGUCUAUUUUCACACUGUAGUCUGUGUAUGAUAGACUGUUCUAUACCCCAUCAAUUUGCGUACUCGCUGCACG
Alternaria rosae is the source of this 1806-nucleotide messenger RNA. RefSeq names its product inhibitor of growth proteins N-terminal histone-binding-domain-containing protein. Gene Ontology annotation, biological process: regulation of DNA-templated transcription. The record is from RefSeq and is a predicted model, not a curated record. Bases 360 to 1586 code for a protein of 408 amino acids. The transcript is spliced from 3 exons. Lineage: Eukaryota; Fungi; Ascomycota; Dothideomycetes; Pleosporales; Pleosporaceae. Gene Ontology annotation, cellular component: Rpd3L-Expanded complex; nucleus; Rpd3L complex.